AGUGUUUGUCCACUUUCUUCUGCCAAGCACCACUCGCCACUGGGUCAUUCAGAAGCAGAGACUUCGCAACCGUUCAAGGUUCCCGAGCCGGGCUUCGAUCCCAGCUACAGGGGACAUCUGGGAAUAUGCACUUCCUCCUCGUCCUCAGCCUCUUCGCCUCCUCCAUAACUCUGGGGCGGUCUUUGUCAUGUGAGACGUGCCACGCCUUUAGGAACACCUGCACUGGAAGCUGGGAGCAUUGUCUCCCCGAGAAGGAUUCUUGCGGCAUCGUACAGAUGGAAGGCUCGGGGUUGAUGCAAGUGAAGGCCAUUGUGAAGUCAUGCAUCCGAUCGAGGGACUGCGCUGAACCCGACCAUUCUAUUAAUCUGGGCAGGGCAGGACAGAUGUUCUCCCGGACUACCUGCUGCAUGGGAAACAACUGCCAGAAGAUUCUUCCCGCUUUGCCACCCAUAAACACGACCCCCAAUGGAAAGAGAUGCCCAGCUUGCUAUGUUGUGCACAGUCAUGAGUGUGUGGAGGAGACUGCUGAAUGUGCUGGAAACGAGAACUAUUGCUUUGGGAUCGUUGGAACGAUGGAACUGGGAGGAACGUCUGCGGACAUAGUCAUGAAAGGCUGUACCAGCUCUGCUUCCUGUAACAAAACAUUGGAUGGUGAAUCAUUAGGUACAAUCAAGAUGGUAUCCAAAAGCUCUUGUGUGCCAGCACUUCAGGGGGCCGGCUCUGUUCCGACCUCAUUUGGAUUCCUCCUCCAAGCCUUCACUGGACUUAUCCUUCUGAAGGUUCUCGGCUGAUCUCUUUUCCUCGGACAGAGAUCCAGGGAAACCGCUUGAGCCAUUAGCACUUGUCUGCAGCCUGUUAUGUCCAAUAUAAACCAUGCUACAUCAAAUAUCAACUAUGCAGCCAGGGUGUCAUAGAGCUCUCCUGGUUGUUGAAGAUCCUGGAGAGGUGGGGGCUUUGUUCUAGAACAUUCUGCUCAGAAGCCGAAGGUGUUUUUGAAGUAGCAGUUUCUAAUCUUCAUCUGGAGCUUUAGUUAUAAACUGAGAUUUUACUUGGAUUAUAUUCAUGAGGAAUGCAUUUUGUCUUUUAAAGGGUGAAAUCCCUCCUUAAACGGAGAUUACUCUUUCUUAGGUCUUUUCUACACUUGGCUCUCAUCUCAGAGUUCAACUCGCAACCUUGCAUGUAUCCCUGGUUAUAACAGCAUUUGUUUAUCCCGGGA
This is a messenger RNA of Gekko japonicus, 1216 nucleotides long. Its product is annotated as phospholipase A2 inhibitor and Ly6/PLAUR domain-containing protein-like. NCBI's taxonomy places the organism in Eukaryota, Metazoa, Chordata, Lepidosauria, Squamata, Gekkonidae. The record is from RefSeq and is a predicted model, not a curated record. The transcript has 5 exons. The coding region runs from base 126 to 791 and encodes 221 amino acids. Gene Ontology annotation, cellular component: extracellular region. Gene Ontology annotation, molecular function: phospholipase inhibitor activity.